AUGGAGCUAGGGACCAGACUUUCUGGCAAACUUACAGCGGAAGAAGAGAUGCUCUGUCGUUUCGAGCUCUCCACAAUGAAUGCAGCAGGUAUUGUCAAAAGGCCUCUGUUUAGGAGAUUCUCACAAGGGGAUCUUUUAGAGCUCUGGAGAUAUGAUAGCCCGUUUUGCUGUGUAUUCACCGGAUUUAGAUGGCAACCAGAUGUAAUCGUCUUGUGCUCCUCUUUGACUAGGCCGGAUGCUCAUGAUCAUUGGUUUGGAGGGCCUAGAGGUCGUAUCGGAGAGUUGUUCCACCAAGAGGUCUCUGCCAAUGAGGACUCCUCUCCAGCCAUGCGAACGAUGAAGUGGAGGAUUCGCCAGCUGAGUUUAGCUAGCAAUGCAUCAUUGAAGCUUUGUAUAUCGAAGCCAAGACCUCCAGAGCUUUUAGACUUUUUCAUCUUUGUCCAAGAGGUCCAACUCAUCUUCUGCACACCGGGCGUUUGGUCCCACCAGAAGCGCGUGAGGGCAGAUUGGAUCCGUUUGCAGAGGCUAACCGGGAUCUUGAAGCAUGACAUAGAGUAA
Messenger RNA from Microthlaspi erraticum, 558 nucleotides. NCBI's taxonomy places the organism in Eukaryota, Viridiplantae, Streptophyta, Magnoliopsida, Brassicales, Brassicaceae. The record is from the annotation of a GenBank genome assembly.